CCGGCGUGAGGGUGGGGGUGGUCUGUUGGAAGUUGCGGUGGAGCUGGGACCGGAGCCCCGCGGCCCCGGCGCAGCGAUGGGGCUGGUCUGAGCUCAGCCUCUCCCCCUGCCCGAGACCAGCCGAGACUGGAUACAUUUUUAAAAAGCCAAACUGCAAACAACUCUGGCGAUGCCAAAAUUCUCCUCCAAGUGACACGGCUUUGCGAAGGAGGUUUCCUCGGGCUGGGCUCUUUCUCUUAUUCGCUCUGCUUUCCUCAGCGACGAUUAAAAGCUUUGCUCUGGCAAUAGAAAUUGAGAAUAAAAGAAAAAGCUGCGCUCAACUAUCCCUCGUGACCUCAAACUCUUUGGACUGGUUAAAAAAAAAACUGAAAGAAAAUCCAUCCUAAAAGAGAAUCAGCAUAGGAGGAGAUGGAAGUUUUCCCUUUGCUGUUGGUUUUGUCCGUCUGGUGGUCUCGAACCUGGGACUCGGCGAAUGCGGAUUCGAUCAUUCACAUCGGAGCAAUUUUUGAUGAAUCUGCCAAAAAGGAUGAUGAGGUGUUUCGCACAGCAGUUGGCGACCUCAACCAAAACGAGGAGAUCUUACAGACUGAGAAAAUCACGUUCUCGGUGACAUUUGUUGAUGGCAACAACCCUUUUCAAGCAGUUCAAGAAGCCUGUGAACUGAUGAAUCAGGGCAUCUUGGCCCUGGUCAGCUCCAUUGGCUGCACGUCAGCCGGGUCCCUCCAGUCUUUGGCAGAUGCCAUGCAUAUCCCCCACCUCUUCAUUCAGCGCUCAACGGCUGGGACCCCAAGGAGUGGCUGUGGACUCACCCGGAGCAACAGGAAUGAUGAUUACACUCUCUCUGUUCGCCCGCCUGUCUACUUAAAUGACGUUAUCCUGAGAGUGGUCACAGAAUAUGCCUGGCAGAAAUUCAUUAUAUUCUAUGAUAGUGAAUAUGAUAUCCGUGGAAUACAGGAGUUUUUGGACAAAGUAUCUCAGCAGGGGAUGGAUGUUGCACUUCAGAAGGUAGAAAAUAACAUCAAUAAAAUGAUCACCACUCUCUUCGAUACCAUGAGAAUAGAGGAAUUGAAUCGCUAUCGAGACACUCUCAGGCGAGCCAUCCUUGUUAUGAAUCCUGCCACAGCCAAAUCCUUCAUUACUGAGGUUGUGGAGACUAAUUUGGUUGCUUUUGACUGUCACUGGAUCAUUAUAAACGAGGAAAUAAACGAUGUGGACGUACAGGAACUUGUAAGAAGGUCAAUUGGAAGGUUAACGAUCAUUCGGCAGACAUUUCCAGUCCCCCAGAAUAUAAGUCAGCGAUGUUUCCGUGGCAACCACCGAAUAUCUUCAACAUUGUGUGAUCCAAAGGAUCCAUUUGCUCAGAAUAUGGAGAUUUCAAACCUUUACAUAUAUGACACGGUGCUUCUGCUUGCUAACGCUUUUCAUAAGAAGCUGGAGGACCGCAAGUGGCACAGCAUGGCCAGUCUGUCGUGUAUCAGAAAGAGCUCCAAGCCCUGGCAGGGAGGGCGUUCCAUGCUGGAGACCAUCAGGAAGGGUGGAGUUAGUGGGUUGACUGGAGAGCUAGAAUUUGGAGAAAAUGGAGGCAAUCCCAACGUCCACUUUGAAAUUCUUGGAACCAACUAUGGAGAAGAGCUUGGCCGAGGUGUUCGCAAACUUGGAUGCUGGAAUCCUGUCACAGGGCUGAAUGGGUCACUGACUGACAAGAAACUGGAGAAUAACAUGCGUGGAGUGGUUCUCCGUGUGGUGACUGUUCUGGAGGAACCUUUUGUCAUGGUCUCUGAAAAUGUCCUGGGUAAGCCGAAGAAAUACCAGGGCUUCUCCAUUGAUGUUUUGGAUGCCUUAUCUAACUACCUGGGUUUUAACUAUGAAAUUUAUGUUGCACCGGAUCACAAGUACGGAAGCCCACAAGAAGAUGGGACAUGGAAUGGCUUGGUAGGAGAACUAGUCUUUAAGAGAGCUGAUAUAGGGAUUUCUGCUUUAACCAUCACCCCAGAUCGCGAGAAUGUGGUGGACUUUACAACACGUUACAUGGACUACUCAGUGGGAGUACUACUUCGAAGGGCUGAAAAGACAGUGGAUAUGUUUGCCUGCCUGGCACCGUUUGAUCUCUCUCUAUGGGCUUGCAUUGCUGGCACAGUCCUUCUGGUGGGUCUGCUGGUCUACCUCCUGAAUUGGCUUAAUCCCCCACGAUUACAAAUGGGAUCAAUGACUUCUACUACUCUCUACAACUCCAUGUGGUUUGUGUAUGGAUCCUUUGUACAGCAAGGUGGGGAGGUCCCAUACACGACUCUGGCUACCCGUAUGAUGAUGGGGGCUUGGUGGCUAUUUGCUUUGAUUGUCAUCUCAUCUUACACAGCAAAUCUUGCUGCGUUCCUCACUGUCACCCGUAUUGAAAGCUCCAUCCAGUCUCUCCAGGACCUUUCCAAGCAAACGGACAUCCCUUACGGCACGGUCUUGGACUCUGCGGUAUAUGAGCAUGUCCGCAUGAAGGGAAUGAACCCUUUUGAGAGGGACAGCAUGUAUUCCCAAAUGUGGCGGAUGAUCAACCGAAGCAAUGGAUCAGAGAAUAAUGUUCUGGAGUCCCAAGCAGGCAUUCAAAAGGUAAAAUUUGGAAAUUAUGCUUUUGUAUGGGAUGCAGCUGUAUUGGAAUAUGUGGCUAUCAAUGACCCAGAUUGUUCCUUUUACACCAUUGGGAAUACUGUUGCUGAUCGGGGAUAUGGAAUUGCAUUGCAACAUGGCAGUCCUUACCGGGAUGUUUUUUCACAAAGGAUCCUGGAGCUUCAGCAGAAUGGUGACAUGGACAUCCUGAGGCACAAAUGGUGGCCGAAGAACGGCCAGUGUGACCUGUACUCCUCAGUGGACACAAAGCAGAAAGGAGGUGCCCUGGACAUAAAGAGCUUUGCAGGGGUCUUUUGUAUCCUGGCUGCUGGAAUUGUCCUCUCCUGCUUUAUAGCCAUGCUGGAGACGUGGUGGAACAAGAGGAAAGGCUCCCGGGUCCCAUCAAAAGAGGAUGACAAGGAAAUUGACCUGGAGCACCUCCAUAGACGUGUAAAUAGCUUGUGCACAGAUGACGACAGCCCCCAUAAACAGUUUUCCACCUCGUCAAUUGACUUGACCCCUCUGGACAUUGACACUUUGCCAACACGACAAGCACUGGAGCAAAUCAGUGAUUUCAGGAACACUCAUAUCACCACAACCACCUUUAUCCCAGAGCAGAUCCAGACGCUUAGCCGCACACUAUCAGCUAAAGCUGCCUCUGGUUUCGCUUUUGGCAACGUGCCUGAGCACCGAACUGGCCCUUUUAGGCACAGGGCACCUAAUGGGGGCUUUUUCAGGAGUCCUAUAAAAACAAUGUCAUCUAUUCCUUAUCAACCAACUCCUACCCUGGGGCUCAAUCUGGGUAAUGAUCCAGACCGAGGCACCUCCAUAUGAGCAUCCAACAAAAUCUCUCCACUGUUUCUUUUGUAGGACUCCCUUUGCAAGGAGCAACUGAAUAUCGUGGGACUAACAUGGAUGUAACAUUUUUUUUAAAAGAUCAGGAUUAUUAGUAACAAUUUCAGUUCUUUCUCCCAUCCUUCUUCCUCUUCUCUCUCCUCUAUUUCUUUCUCUCUCCCUUUCCGUCUCUUUCCGUACAUUUUCCUCCACUUUUUUCAUUACUCAACUUGUUCCCCCAGAAUAUAGUAUGCUAGGAUCCUAUUAGUCUGCUUUUCAUAUACUGUACUUCAAGUAUAGGAAAUGUGCACUGAGUACCCUAAAGGUAUAUGCAGGAUUAAUUUUACAUGAAGGCGUCUUAUGUAACAUUUCUCUAUUUUUAAAAAUAUAAUUGCAAUAACUUCAGUCUUUUUACAUUCUUCUGCUGCAUCCAUACAACGCUCCACUGCUGUUGAGUGUCCUUUAACUGUGGACCAAAGGCAACCCCUGCAGUGUUUAUAAAAUAAUUUAAAGACCAUUCAGGCCACAUAAUAUGAGAAUGCAAUUUUGCAGGAUUACAAAAAAGCCAUUAAUAUGCCAGUCAAGACUACAGUUAAAACUACUCUCGCACUGCAACAGUGCAUAUGACCUUUAUGUGAUUGUACAGUAUUAAAGUUUUUUCUUAUGUACAGUAAACUUGAUCAUAUGGCAGAAGCCUC
Ceratotherium simum simum (southern white rhinoceros) is the source of this 4130-nucleotide messenger RNA. RefSeq names its product glutamate ionotropic receptor delta type subunit 2 (gene GRID2). Gene Ontology annotation, cellular component: membrane. NCBI's taxonomy places the organism in Eukaryota, Metazoa, Chordata, Mammalia, Perissodactyla, Rhinocerotidae. Gene Ontology annotation, biological process: monoatomic ion transport. The record is from RefSeq and is a predicted model, not a curated record. Gene Ontology annotation, molecular function: ligand-gated monoatomic ion channel activity; signaling receptor activity.